Marchantia polymorpha subsp. ruderalis is the source of this 1070-nucleotide messenger RNA. The record is from the annotation of a GenBank genome assembly. NCBI's taxonomy places the organism in Eukaryota, Viridiplantae, Streptophyta, Marchantiopsida, Marchantiales, Marchantiaceae.
GCUUACAAAGUUCUCGCUCGAGGCGAAGGGGUUGGUUCGAGCGUUAUUUCCCUCCGUCGACCGACUCAAGAGUCUCGAGGUUUGGGAACUUCUGACGGCACAAACACAGAACUUUCAUACCCCUUUCAGCUCCUGCCUGCGAGCAAGCUGUCAGCUCGAGGGGAGCUGUGACAGUUGCUCUUCUGGGUCUGUGCCCGGAGCGUGCAAGUGGCGUAGACGGCCCUGACUGCGCAAUCCGCAACCUGAAUAAUAUCCUCAUGGGAUUGCUGCGUCCGGUCCCAUUCUCGUUUUCAGCAAGAUGAGAAUUUCCUGGAAGCUGUUGUCACACAUUCAUCACAGGUCGUGAAUGUUCCCGAUAAAGCAGCGCUGUGCAGUAAAAGGAGGCGGUUGAUGGAUGAGAGGUGAAAUUUCUGCGAGCAUCUCGAGCACAAAUGAGAAACUUGUUCGCUUGCCGCGAGGGUACGCGCCUCAUCGUUGGCUGCAAGGAUCGAGCGAUUAUACUUAGGGCUGACGACUUAAUCGACGAAUGCUGUCACACGUUGAGUACGUUCGGUUUUCCCUCCUGGAGCAAAGAACUUCAUUCUGACCUCUUCAUUAAUGAUGACGUGCUGUUGAUCGAUCCCUCCAUGAUGAAACGGCAUGUUCUGAGUUUCACCAGGUGCUGUUUAGAAGCCUCCGACAGCCACAAUCGAUCCUCGUCGUAAUUAAUGAAGGUCCUUGUGCAGGUCCUCACUCGCAGUCAAGUCGCAAAACCUCACAUUACUGUAGACGUUUAGAAUGAAGGUCAGCGAGCUGCUUCUCUCUAUGGAGCUGCUUCUCUCUGCAUUAUUAAGCCUACAAGGGGAACGAAGGAAUUGACCAGAUGAAGAAGUUUCUUCGAACUUUGUGUGAAUCUUCAGUGAAGAUUCACGAAAAAUGCCUGAUGAUCAGGCCUCCUUAAUUUCGGGAUCUCCCAAAAUCACCGAAAAUAAAGUAUUUUCGGGAUCAUUUCAAAGUUAUUUUUGAGAAAUUCGGGAAAGGGGAAACUAUGGGAAAUAAAGCUUUAUUUUUUAUUGGAUAGAGCCUGCGGA